Molecule: messenger RNA, 6505 nt
Organism: Protopterus annectens (West African lungfish)
Lineage: Eukaryota; Metazoa; Chordata; Ceratodontiformes; Protopteridae
Product: mucin-3A-like
Exons: 25
Coding region: 71-5584 (1837 amino acids)
Biological process (GO): cell surface receptor signaling pathway; G protein-coupled receptor signaling pathway
Cellular component (GO): membrane
Molecular function (GO): G protein-coupled receptor activity
Source: RefSeq, a predicted model, not a curated record
UGCACUAACAGAUUCCAACAUAGAGUGUGUUUGUGAGGAAAACCACAUUUGGGACAGCCAGACAUGUAGCAUGUAUGGAAACUGCUUAAAUACAACCUCCAACAACUGUAGCUGCAUUAGAGAUAUUCCUUACAAUGGAACCUGUGAACCCUAUUCACCUCCUCCAGUUUCCAAAUCCAUUAAUUAUGAAAUUUACAUCGAGACUCCUGAUGCUCUACUAAAUGGUCUGAGGGAAAUUUUCAAAAACCUUACUGUUCCUUUUAUACUGAAUACACCUUCAAAUAUCACAGCAAACAUCACAUCACUGAAGAUGAUGGCAGUUUGUGCACUAACAGAUUCUAGCACAGAGUGUGUUUGUGAGGACCAACACAUUUGGGACAGCGAGACGUGUAACAUGUAUGGAAGCUGCUUAAAUACAACCUCAAACAACUGUAGCUGCAUUAGAGAUAUUCCUUACAAUGGAACCUGUGAGCCCUAUUCACCUCCUCCAGUUUCCAAAUACAUUAACUAUGAAAUUUAUAUUGAGACUCCUGAUGCUCUACUAAAUGCUCUGAGGAAAAAAUUCAAAAACCUUACUGUUCCUUUUAUACUGAAUACACCUUCGGAUAUCACAGCAAACGUCACUUCCUUGAAGAUGACUGCAGUUUGUGCACUAACAGAUUUCAGCACAGAGUGUGUUUGUGAGGAACAACACGUUUGGGACAACCAGACAUGCAACAUGUAUGGAAGCUGCUUAAAUACAACCACACAAAACUGUAGCUGCGUUAGAGAGAUUCCUUACAAUGGAACCUGUGAGCCCUAUCCACCUACUCCAGUUUCCAAAUCCAUUAACUAUGAAAUUUACAUCGAGAUUCCUAAUGCUCUACUAAAUGCAUUGAGGGAAAUUUUCAAAAACCUUGCUGUUCCUCUUAUACUGAAUACACCUUCAGAUAUCACAGCAAACAUCACCUCUCUGAAGAUGACUGCAGUUUGUGCCCUAACAGAUUCCAGCACAGAGUGUGUUUGUGAGGAACAACACAUUUGGGACAACCAGACAUGCAACAUGUAUGGAAGCUGCUUAAAUACAACCCCAAGAAACUGUAGCUGUGUUAGAGAUAUUCCUUACAAUGGAGCCUGUGAGCCCAAUCCACCUACUCCAGUUUCCAAAUCCAUUAACUAUGAAAUUUACAUUGAGACACCUGAUGCUCUACUAAAUGCUCUGAGGGAAUUUUUCAAGAACCUUACUGGUCCGUUUAUACUGAAUACACCUUCAGAUAUCACAGCAAACAUCACCUCCCUGAAGAUGACUGCAGUUUGUGCACUAACAGAUUCCAGCACAGAGUGUGUUUGUGAGGAGCAACACGUUUGGGACAACCAGACAUGCAACUUGUAUGGAAGCUGCUUAAAUACAACCCCAAGAAACUGUAGCUGCAUUAGAGAUAUUCCUUACAAUGGAACCUGUAAGCCCUAUCCACCUACUCCAGGUCCCAUCAUUAAUGCUUCAAUAGAAUAUAUAAUUUCUAUUGAGACUCCAGCUGUUUUUCUUAAUGCUCUUCGGAAUAUCUUCUUCAAAGUUCCAUAUCUUGUCCUUAAUACAUCUGGAGACAUUAAAGCUAAUCUUACUUAUCUGCACAUGACUACAGUGUGCAGACUCCAAGACAAUGACACACAAUGUACUUGUGAAAGUGGAUACAAAUGGAAUACUCAUACCUGCAACACUUACCGGAGCUGCUCAAAUACAACAGAAGACAAAUGUAAUUGUAUAUACUAUAGCCUGGGAAAUGAAUCUUGUGAGCUUUCAACAGAGGCAUACACAACAGCAAUGACACUGAUAACAACACUUCCACCAACAUCAGGAAAAAAAUCUGUAUGGACAACAGGUGUUUACCAGUCUACGAGUGAAUUAUCUUCAGUGUUACCAACAACAGAUAUAAUUUCAUCACCUUCGAAACCAUUAAUAUCAACAAUUCCAUCCACAAGUAUGUCAUCAGUAUCAGCAAAUACAACCUCAGAUUUGAUAUCAACAGUAAUACCAACACUGGAAUCAAGUGCAGUGAGCUCAGUGUUUCCAUCAACAUCAACAGUGCAAUCCACAGCAGUGACAACUGUAUUUCUGUCAACAUCAACUGCACCAAUACCACACACCACUUCUUCUUCAGUGACAACAUUAACAUCAUCAACAUCAACAGAAAUCAAGUCCUCUUCAUCUACAGCAUCAAUAAUACCAGCAACAACACAAACCAUGUCCUCUUCAUCAUCAGUAACACCAGCAACAACACACACCAUGUCCUCUUCAUCAUCAGUAACACCAGCAACAACACAAACCAUGUCCUCUUCAUCAUCAGUAACACCAGCAACAACACACACCAUGUCCUCUUCAUCAUCAGUAACACCAGCAACAACACAAACCAUGUCCUCUUCAUCAUCAGUAACACCAGCAACAACACACACCAUGUCCUCUUCAUCAUCAGUAACACCAGCAACAACACAAACCAUGUCCUCUUCAUCAUCAGUAACACCAGCAACAACACACACCAUGUCCUCUUCAUCAUCAGUAACACCAGCAACAACACAAACCAUGUCCUCUUCAUCAUCAGUAACACCAGCAACAACACAAACCAUGUCCUCUUCAUUAAAAUCAGCAACACCAACAUCAACAACACAAAUAACAUCUUCUUCAACAACAACAACAAUCACAACUCUGUCAUCAACAUCGACCACAACUCUGUCAUCAGCAAGCAUUCCAACUACAGAGCUACAUACAGAGAUAUAUGCAUUGGUCAUCACAAUCCUUACAGACUGGUCUGAAGAUUAUACAAACAAUAAAAGUGUUGUAUACAUCAAGUUAAAGAAUGAAAUGGAAAGCGCAUUUUCCAAAACAUAUGAAAAUGUACCAGGUUAUAAACAAUCCAGAGUGCGUGGAUUUCGAAAAGGAAGUGUCAUUAUCGAUUCUGAAGUAAUAAUGAGUGUCACUAUACAAAAUACAACGAAUAUUACUUCUGCGCUAGUCAAAGAAAUUACGGCCUACAAUUACAGCGUGAGCUCCAUUUCUGUAUAUAAGGAAGAAACCAGUACAACAACAGCUCAGACAGCAUCUUCUAAAAUCCCUGGAAAUGUGAUCGUAUCUCCAAGUUCUGUUAACAUCUCUAUUGGAAAAACACUAAACUUAACGUGCAGAUGGGAUUCAUUUUCUGGACCACUGACAAACCUAGAAGAUGUAACAUGGUAUUUUAAUGGAUACAUGAUACCUAGUUUACCUAAUAGUCUUACAUAUCAAAAAAAUAUAAGCAAUGUCGUGGAAGGUGGAAGUUACUCAUGUGAGCUGCUUGUUAAUGGUGAACGAAAAAUUAGCUCUCCAGCUAAUGUUGUGGUUUAUUCUUUGCCAUCUAUGAUUUCUGCAGAUGGUUCAUCAUUUAUCUGCAGUGGUGGAAAAGCAAAUACCACUAGUAUCGCAUGCUGCAUUAGCAGCGAGGACAAAACAAAGUACAUCAUUCAACUUAAGACUCCAAGUCUACUUGAAGGGACACCAGAUAAUAAGAAUGGAAAAUAUUGCAGAUUGUUCAACUACACACCACCGGACUGUAAAAACCAAAGAGUUUUUUGUGUAUUUGAAAAUGCUAUAAAUGAUACAAAAGAGGUGAAUGUGGAUAUAACUUCCAUUCAAGUGAACGAUGUGAUGUGUCGUAAUCCAUAUGGUAUAUAUCUUCAGACAUUUAAUCAGUCUUGUGAUGGUGACCAAAUAGGGCAAAUCUCUAUGAUAUGUAAUAAUAGCAGAUGGGAACCAACAUCAACUUUGUGUGUGGCAGCAAAGUUACGAAAUACACAUGAUUUACUUCUGAAUCUCAACAAUGUUUUACCUCAGGAAAUACUGAUACCAACGGCAUUACAGAAUCUUGCAGAAGCAACCCAAACAAAUGCAACUAAUUUAACAACAGCUGAUAAUAUACAAGAGAUAGUUAAUAUACUACAAAUAGUUUCAAAGAGCAACUUGACUGUUAAUGACUCAACAAUGAACAAUUUUAUGAAUUCAGUUGAUGCAAUUCUUGGAAAUGAUUCAUCUGCUGGCUGGAAGGAUCUAAAUGGGAAACAUACUAAUGCAAGUUUGGAAUUGUUGACAUCAGUGGAAAAGUUUAGUCAGCUUUUUUCAAGUGAGAAUAAAACCAUACAGAUAAGCACAGCAAAUGUACAAUUGCAAGGGAUCAACAUAUCUCAUGAUACUAUAAAAGGAGGGUUCACAAAGACAUUCUUUGAUUAUAAUACAGUUAAUAUUUCAGAAGAUGUGCUAAAAAACCUUCCAGGCUCUGUACUUCUUCUUAGCAUUGCUUUUAAAUCUCUUGCAGAUAUCUUGAAGAUAAAUUCUGCAAACAUUACAAAUAACGCCACUAUUAAUGGAAUUGUAAUGGCAACUACAGCAAAACACAAUAAUAUAUCAAACAUUACAAUGAUUUUCCAAAAGAAAAAUUCAUCACUGGAUGUCCCAAAUUGUGUUUUUGUUAAUGAAGCAGAGUGGAGUACUAUGGGCUGCAGUGGAAGCAAUACUAAGGACAGUGUUAUAUGUACGUGUAAUCAUAAUACAGCAUUUUCUAUACUAAUGUCCUCAUCAUCAGCAGAAGUCACUGAUAUAAAGCUGGACAAUAUUUUGACAUGGAUUACAUACAUAGGUGUAGGCAUAUCAAUUGGAAGUUUAGUCCUUUGCCUUUUUAUUGAAACAAUGGUAUGGCAACCAGUGGUGAAAACUAAGCAAGCCUACAUGAAGCAUCUUUGUAUUGUAAAUAUAGCCCUAUCACUGUUGAUAGCAGACAUCUGGUUUAUUGUAGGUGCAGCCAUGGACCCCUCCACUUCUGCUUGUAAAGCUGCAACAUUUUUCAUCCACUUUUUCUACCUCUCCUUAUUCUUCUGGAUGUUCAUUAAGGGCUUAGUGCUUUUAUACCUUACAGUGAAGAUUUUUCUAAGAUUGAGUAAGUCAACUAUAUUGGCUGUGUCAUUGCCUGUCGGUUAUGGAUGCCCAUUAAUUAUAUCAAUCAUCACAGUUGCUGUUACAGAACCACAGAAAAGCUACAUAAGAAAUAAUGCCUGUUGGCUGAACUGGGAUGAGUCUAAAGCUCUCCUUGCUUUUGUUGUACCUGCUCUUGUUAUCAUUGCUGUGAACGCCAUCAUUCUGCUUGUGGUAAUUGUGGUUAUUGUUAAAGUACUACGACCCUCUGUAGGAGAACACACAAAAGAUGAAGACCGGAGCAUUGCACUUCAGAUUGUCAAAACUGUUGGGCUCCUAACACCAUUUUUAGGACUGACAUGGGGAUUUGGAAUAGGAACAACUAUUGAUCCAUCAUCCAAUGCUUUGAAGAUCAUCUUCACUGUACUUAAUGCAUUCCAGGGAUUCUUUAUCUUGGUCCUUGGGACACUGAUGGAUGACAAGGUUCGAAAAACUCUACUUAGACAACUUUCAAUAUCAAAAUGGACUUCACAGAGAACAGCGACUUCUCGGCUUUACACCGUCUCGUCUAGUGGACCAGUCUCAAGAGCAGUCAACAGAUUUAAUAAACAAUCUGGAUAUCCUCCAAAAUCUAACAGUAGUAAUGAAUAUCGAAGUUUUUCUUCAACAUGAUGCCUCUGAAAUUGGAACAGUUACAGAAGCUGAGAAUAUAUAUAAAAGAAAGGAACAGCUGACUGGUCAUAAAAAAGCAAAUAUGUUAGCAUCUUGUUUCAGGCUGUAUGAUUAAAUUUUAUAUUAUAUCUGUGAGAAGCUUUCUGAAAUCAUAAUGAUUAAUUAUAUCUUUAAUGCAAUUUAAAAUGUAUAAUCAUGUAGUAAUAAAGUUUGCAGUGGUAGGAUUUCCUUAAACAUUUUGGAAAUGAAUUUAAUAUUACUUUCUAUGAUAUUUUUACCAGCUAAAUUUGUAUAGAAAUACAUGGCCUAAUGGUUAAGGUAUUUGCUUUGCAAACACAAGGUAUAGGGUUUGAAUCUCAUAGGGCAUAAUUGGCUAGGCUUAAAAUGGCUCACAAGGGCAGUUAGCCUAGUACUAAUCUAUGAACCUAUUAUUUGUCUAUCUGGUUUUGUAUAGCCAUUUCAAUGCAACCCAGUGAAUUGAUUACUGCUUAAAUGUGAUACCUCUAUGAGAAUUAAUUUUAAAUAACAAAUGUAUAUUAAUGGCACCUAUUACUUAUAAAAAGAGAAACAUGGUGAGAAGCAUACAUAGUUUACAUCAUUCUGUGAUCCUUAGGGCCAGAUUCCAAAAGACUUCUUCUCAGUGUAAAUUACCUACUCUAGUAUAAACCUGCUUUAUAGUUAGGCCUUGCAUUAGAGUAAAUCACUCACACUGAGAUUAAGUCCUUUGGAAUUUGAUCCUUCUAGUGUCAUAAUAUUUAAGUGGAGUACAUAAUAGUUGAUUAGUAUAAAUUUGAAAGGGUUGAACUGUUUCUUUGUAGCAGAAAUUAUUCUAGUAAAGCACAAUCAGAUUUCUGACAUAUGUGCAAUCUAUAUGGUUUCUUUAAAACUGUAAAAAAAUAUAAUAAAGUUUAAUUUCCAGAC